Podarcis raffonei (Aeolian wall lizard) is the source of this 850-nucleotide messenger RNA. RefSeq names its product cocaine- and amphetamine-regulated transcript protein-like. Lineage: Eukaryota; Metazoa; Chordata; Lepidosauria; Squamata; Lacertidae. Gene Ontology annotation, molecular function: neuropeptide hormone activity. Gene Ontology annotation, biological process: positive regulation of MAPK cascade; cellular response to starvation; adult feeding behavior. The record is from RefSeq and is a predicted model, not a curated record. The coding region runs from base 343 to 672 and encodes 109 amino acids. The transcript is spliced from 3 exons.
CAGCGCCCACCCCUGGGGGGUGCCAACAGCAAUUUUGCACCCAGCUGUGUGCCUAGCUCUCUUCCCCACACCCACCCACCACUUCCACAUGCCUCCCCACCCCUCCUGUGGGGACACAGGCUGAGGGGGGGGGGACUUCACUCCCCUCUCUUCCCAAGACAACCCCCCCUCCGCCUGGCUCGGAAGCUGACAGGCUCGCUCGCUCUCCUGCUAAGCCAGAGAAAGCAGGCAUCAGACUUCAGCACUGUGGACAGCUCCUGUGGCUCUGAGCUCACAGUCUCUGUCUUGCUCUCUCUCUCUCAGCCCUGAGCUUUCAGCUUGCUCUUUCGGAUCCUGUCCACAAUGGACCGCUCCCAGUUGGGCUCAGUGGCCUUCCUGCUCUGCCUGAUUUGGGCGGCACACAGAAGCCUCGCCACAGCCGGCCGGGCACCCCAGGAGUUCCCUUUCAAGCACACCUACCAGGCGCAUGAGAAGGAGCUGCUGGAUGAACUUCAGGAGGUGCUGGAGAAGCUGCAACAUAAGAAGGUCUCCACUUGGGAGAAGAAAUUCAACCAAGUUCCCAAGUGUUCCUUCGGUGACCUGUGUGCCGUCAGGAAAGGCGCCCGGAUUGGCAAGCUCUGCAACUGCCCUCGCGGAUCAGCCUGCAAUGCUUUCCUCCUCAAGUGCUUGUGAAAUUAUGGGAUUUCGCGCCACAUUUUCCCUCCCCACCUGUGUCGGCGACUUCCCGCUUCCUGCCUCAUUGCAACGCACCAGCUCCAUGAGGGGGCAGGUUGUGAUCCGGGGAAGUGGGCAAGCUUCAACGGAACCCUGGAACCGGGCCGGGGAAGAAAUAAAAGGGAGCUUCUGAGCA